UUCAUCUUCAGAUAUUUUAAUUUCACAAUAUUCAAUCCCUCAUGAAUAUUUUGUGGUGAUCUCUGUUCAACUGUUUUCUACUUUAACGGGAGAGAAAAGUGAGGAGCAGUGAUUGCCACCAUGGAAAUCUCCCUUCGUAGCAUCUCCUUAGGCCAGGCUUCUCUGAGGAAGAGCUGCAGGUCCCUCCUCAGGGAUACAGGAAAACCAGUGAUGACUUUCCCAGAGUGGAAGAGUGACAGAGACAUGGAGACAGCCCUCUAGCUUCUGUGUCCAGCCCUUGCCUGAUCUGUCUAGGGCGGCAGGAAGGAGACGGCUCCCAGACCCUAGGGAGCCGGCUGUGCAAUUUGAGUAAUCAUCUGCUCGGGGCCCCUGAGGCUCCCCAAGACUGUUCACCUGCUGCUGUGUGCACCAACAGCCUCCAGCCCAGCUGCUGGGGUUGCAUCACCUGCCGCUAAAACAGCCCUGGCAGCCAAAAGGCAACAGAAGGAAUCUAAGACCCAGGGACCUAGGGAGCCUCUUUCAUAUCCCUGUUGCCUUUGGGAGCAGGGUGCUUCUGUCCACAGGGAACACCCUUUGCAUUUUCCCCCUUGACUCUGCUGAUCUGCUCCCACCCCCCGGGAUACCUGUGCCCUUCCCUCCCCAGAGAUAUACACACACCCUCUCGCCCUGCCCACUCUGCUGCUCCCUCCCACUUACUCCCACUCACUAGUGCUCUAAUAAGGCAGUAGUCCAGGGAGUUUCCCGGGUUGGGACCCCUCCUCUGGGGUGCAGGCUGGGGUGCCCUCCUGGUAUGUGGCCCAACAGGUUUUUCUCUAUCAGCCUCCAAAUCAGCCUGGAGCUUGUCUGACCUGCCCCCCAGGGAGCUGGAGUCAGAGGCAGAGCCAGGUCAGAAGCUGGACUUAGAGACUCGGCUUCUGUGGUCCCACCUGGCCCCACACGGAAAGCAAUGCACAAAAGGCUCCUGUGUCCAGGGCUGAGCUGCUGAGAGGCCAGCAGAGUUCUCUCACAGGGGUUGAGGCCCAGUUCCUGAGAGGAGAGCUGUGGGAAGGGAGGUGUUUGCACGCAGGACCCGGUACAGCCUGGUCCUCUCCCACACUUGGGAGGGGCCAGAACCUGAGAGGACAGCCUGGCUGGUCUGCUGGAGAGAUCAUCUGACUGGUAUUCAGCUUGGGCUGCACACGCCCCCCUCUCUGACACCAGGCCACACAGGAGCUGGUGCCCACAUCAGGCACACCGCGCCCCCAGCACCUCUGGGCACCCAUGUACCCACAAGAACACAUAAUCACAUCUGCACAGAGACUGCACCUGCUGACCUAAACAUCCCAGCCGGAGACCCUGAGGGUGAAAGGCAGACAGCCCUGCAGCCCCCGGAGCACCCAGCCAGGCCAUGCAAGGAGGGGACAUGGACCUCAGAAAGGGGUCAUCCACCUUAGACCGACAGUUGGGGAGCCUUGGGAUCCACCCUAGAGUCCGGGAGGGUUUGUUUGGUCCUAGUUCUAGCAGCAUCCCUGAUCAAGCCUUGCUUCCUAAAGGACGGGCAGCCAGACACACCAUGUCUGUGACCAGUGGGAAGACAGGAGCGUCCCUGACUGAAGAGAUCCUCAACCACCUGGGCCUUGCUGACAAGAGUGCAGCUUGGGGCACCCUGGGCACCCUCAGGACCUUUCUGAGCUUCAGCGUGGACAAGGAUGUGCAGAGGCUGCUGAGGGCCAUUGCAGGCCAAGGUGUGGACCACAACGCCAUCGUGGACGUGCUGACCAAUCGGAGCAGAGAGCAAAGGCAGCUCAUCUCUCGAGCCUUCCAGGAGCGCACCCAGCAGGACCUGCUGAAGUCCCUGCAGGCAGCGCUCUCUGGCAACCUCGAGAGGAUUGUGGUGGCUCUGCUGUACCCAGCAGCCCAUCUGGAUGCCCGGGAGUUGAGGACAGCCUUGAAGGUACCAGGAGAGGAGGACUCAGGUUCUGCUGAAGAUGUGGCCAUGGAAAUCCUUGCCACCCGAACCCCCCCUCAGCUGCAGGAGUGUCUGGCAGUCUACAGACAUGAUUUCAAGGUGGAGGCUGAAGAGGACAUCAAAUGUGCAACCAAGGGCAUCUUGCAGGACCUACUCCUGGCCCUGGCCAAGGGGGGCCGUGAGAGCUACUCUGGAAUCAUUGAUUAUAACCUAGCAGAACAGGAUGUCCAGGCACUAAAACGGGCCGAAGGACCCAGCACAGAGCAGACAUGGGUCUUUAUCCUCACCCAGCGAAAUCCUGAACACCUGGUCCGAGUGCUGCACCAGUACCAGCGGAGUACGGGGCAUGAGCUGGAGAAGACCAUCCGGGACCGUUUCCACGGAGCUGCCCAGGUGGCUCUGCUCAGCCUAGCCUCGGUGAUCCUGAACGCAGCGCUCUACUUUGCUGAUAAACUUCAUCAAGCCCUCCAGGAAACUGAGCCCAAUUACCAAGUCCUGAUACGCAUCCUUAUUUCUCGAAGUGAGACUGAUCUUCUGAGUAUCCGAGCUGAGUUCAAAAAGAAAUUUGGGAAGUCCCUCUACUCUUCCCUCCAGGUGAGACUUGCCUGGUUCUUAACCUGGAUCCCCAGAGCUUCACCUGUUACCUCCACCCUACACACAGCUGAGCAUAUUCAUGCCCUGGAGAACUCAUGAAUCUUUGAUUAAUUUAGUACAAGAUUCCAGGCACCGAACAAGCUCUGGACCAGUACAAGGGAGAGGAUGCAGUACCUGAGCCAUGCGGUAGUGGGUCUUUCUAACACUUGACUUUCUGGUCUGCAGGACACAGUGAAAGGGGACUGCCGAUCAGCCCUACUAGCUCUGUGCAGGGCGGAAGACCUUUGAGACGUCUCUGCCCCAUCUGCACAUGGCAUUCAAGGGUCUGAGAUUCCCAAGUUUGGCUGAGGCUGCAAGAGACCAACUGGACCUCUAAAUAAGAUAACCCUUCACUGAGCACCCCGUGUUCCAGCUUCUCAUGGAGACUGGAACUUGAUUUUUCUUUUACAUCUCAAUUGCCCUCAUCUCAAAUUGAUGUGUACACCUGGGUCCUCCUGUUCUGUCUUGGGUGCGGGAUAAUGGGCUCUCUUUGACAGUUUCUGCCCUUCUCAUCCUUCUUUAUCCUGGUUAGAACAUCUCACUGAUGCUUGAAUUCUUUGGCAAACUUCACUGUCAUCUGUGUUCCCUGACUGAAGUUUGGGUGGAGCGGGACAGGGCUGGAAGCAGGCCUUGAAGUUGGAGAUGCCUUUGAUGUGCACUUGGAUAUUCAACAGGAAUCCCGUCUGAGACUUGAGACUGCAGUUAUCAACAACCACCUUCCCUUCCA
Molecule: messenger RNA, 3308 nt
Organism: Phacochoerus africanus (Common warthog)
Lineage: Eukaryota; Metazoa; Chordata; Mammalia; Artiodactyla; Suidae
Gene: ANXA9
Product: annexin A9
Exons: 14
Coding region: 1388-2641 (417 amino acids)
Cellular component (GO): cytoplasm
Molecular function (GO): calcium ion binding; calcium-dependent phospholipid binding
Source: RefSeq, a predicted model, not a curated record